Molecule: messenger RNA, 1806 nt
Organism: Panicum virgatum (switchgrass)
Lineage: Eukaryota; Viridiplantae; Streptophyta; Magnoliopsida; Poales; Poaceae
Exons: 5
Coding region: 1-1686 (561 amino acids)
Source: RefSeq, a predicted model, not a curated record
AUGAUGCUGCUGCCGGACGGAGAUGAUGGCGGCGUGGCGGUGCCUGCCAUGGGUGGGCGUCGGAGUGGACCGUCAUCGACGCGGGUGACGGCACGGGUGGCCGCAGGCGAGCUAGAGAACAACAUCGGUGGCCGAACCCAUGUUGGAUUGUUGUUGCCUAGCGCAACCGCGAGUUCACGAUUGCAGAAGCAACCGCUCGUCCGGAUCGACCAGGACGAGAGCGGCCGAAAGGCGCUUGUGCUCUGGCCUCGCAGCGUGACGGUUCACACCGGGAACGUGCGCGGCGCGCGCCGAACCGGGAUCUUCGGAAGCGGCGUGUGGAAGUGGGAGGGGGAGGGGACCGAGGGAGGAGGGUUGGAGGAAGAAGGCGGCUUGGCUGGCUGGAGGAAUCAAGCGGUGGCAUCUGAGGCCUCCACGUCGUCGUCUACUCGUCUUCUGCGGGUGUAUUCCACCACCGCGCUGGAAGGCCGGCCGUUGCAUCGGUGUCUACGUCACUCCGGCCCACUUGACAGGGGCGGCUGCUGGAGCGGCAGCGAACUCAAUGGCGCUACGCGUGGCGGAGAGCUCCGGCGACUCCUUCUCCCCCGCGUCGGCGGCAGCGAGGCGGCCCUCCCUCCUAUCGCGUGGCGCGGCCGGUCGGCGAGCACCGCAGCCCCGGCGGACAAGGAGCUCGCGGGGAAGAGCGCCUACGAGGUCCUCGGGGUUGGGGAGACCAGUUCCAACGCCGAGAUCAAGGCCUCCUUCCACCGCCUCGCGAAGGAGACCCACCCAGACGUCGCCGCCGCCGCUGGUUCCCGACGGUUCCUUCAGAUCCUCGCCGCCUACGAGAUUCUAUCGGAUUCACAGAGAAGGGCUCACUAUGGUAGCUACCUGCGAUCGCAGAGGCGAAUCGUGCAGAAGCAUCCUAGGCCAUCUCAGUUUGUCUAUCCAAGUGGUUCAGGCUCAGGCAUUGUGGUACCUAGAGAGAGCAAUGUUGUUGAGUGGCUGAAAUGGUAUAGGCUUACCAUUGAUGACAUUGUUACCAAGAAGCGGGUUGCCACUGGCUCAGGUUAUUUUGAUAGGCUUGAAAGUGAACUGUACAAAGCAAUCCACGCUGCAUACUAUGGCUCUGAUGUUGAGUCCAUGGAUGUCCUUCCUGAUUGCUUUGAAGCAGAAGAAAGGUCUGUGUAUGAGACAUCUGAGUUAUUGCACCUUGUAUCUGGCCGUGAUCUGUUUGGUAUUGUUAGUGUGGCUGAUAGUAUCAAGGAGCUGUCAUAUGCUUGUCGCGAGAAGCUUACAGAGUCUGGUUUAAGAGCUUCUGGGUUUUCUGCAAAUGUUCCAAGAAAUGCGAAUGAAGAUCAAGUGUCUAUGAAUCCAGUUGAUAUCCACAAUAAAGAGAUGGGGCAUGAAGAUGAUAUUCCUUCAUCAGAUGCCUUCAAGGAUAUUGAGUUACGCAUAUGUGGGAAAGUUGUGGCUACUGCGACUAGGAGCCUCAAGUGCAAUUGCAUUAACAAAUCAGAUGGGGAAGAUCACAUUCAUGUAUAUCUUGUUCCAAAUGCGGAUACAUCUGAUUUAGUGCAAGAGCAUCUUCUCUUAGGCACAAUUACUGGGUUAUCCACCACUGGGGAGGAAGGAUCUUGCUGUGUCUAUGAUGAUCGUGGCAUAAAGACACAUGUAAUUAUGAAACACAGGACAUUGAUGGUAUGAAGUCAAACACAUGCACUGGUAUCAAGUUGGAGAUAAAGUUUCACCCUGUGAGUGUCGAUGUAGUAGGGCUCGGUUGCCACCUAGCAGUUCUUCUUUUGCAGAUAUUGGCUCUUUGAGCCU